AUGGCGCAAGCAGACCUGGAAAAGACUGGAUCGAGAAUCAAGGUCCUUGUCUUGUACGGCAGCCUACGGAAACGAUCGUACUCCAAGCUUGCAGCCUACGAGGCAGCACGUAUUCUACAUCGCCUAGGCUGCGACGUGCGCAUCUUUGACCCGUCGGGCCUGCCCAUCCGAGACUCUGUCGAUGCAGACCAUCCGGUAGUGCAGGAGCUCCGCCAGCUCUCGCAGUGGAGCGACGGGCACAUUUGGUGCUCACCCGAGCAACAUGGCAACCUGACGGCCGUUUUCAAGAACCAGAUUGACUGGAUCCCGCUGUCCCAGGGCUCGAUGCGACCGACCCAGGGACGCACGCUGGCAAUUGUGCAGGUCAAUGGGGGUAGCCAGUCUUUCAACACGGUCAACAGCUUGCGCGUGCUCGGACGGUGGAUGCGCAUGUUUACCAUCCCCAACCAGUCGAGCAUCCCGACGGCGUACAAGCAGUUUGAGGACGAGGGCGGCGAUGGAAGCGGUCAGGCUCGUCUGCUGCCCAGUGACAAUCGGAACCGCCUAGUGGAUUGCAUGGAAGAGUUUGUCAAGUACACUAUAAUCAUGCGGGAGUAUGUCGAUUUAUUCUCCGACAGAUAUAGCGAGCGACUGGAGAAGGAAGGGCGGAAAGUUGAAGAAUUUGCUACGAAUGCGUUGAAAUGA
Molecule: messenger RNA, 684 nt
Organism: Pestalotiopsis fici W106-1
Lineage: Eukaryota; Fungi; Ascomycota; Sordariomycetes; Amphisphaeriales; Sporocadaceae
Exons: 2
Coding region: 1-684 (227 amino acids)
Molecular function (GO): oxidoreductase activity
Source: RefSeq, a predicted model, not a curated record